Molecule: messenger RNA, 2419 nt
Organism: Budorcas taxicolor (takin)
Lineage: Eukaryota; Metazoa; Chordata; Mammalia; Artiodactyla; Bovidae
Gene: RAD23B
Product: RAD23 homolog B, nucleotide excision repair protein
Exons: 10
Coding region: 386-1612 (408 amino acids)
Biological process (GO): proteasome-mediated ubiquitin-dependent protein catabolic process; nucleotide-excision repair
Cellular component (GO): nucleoplasm; cytosol
Molecular function (GO): polyubiquitin modification-dependent protein binding; ubiquitin binding; damaged DNA binding
Source: RefSeq, a predicted model, not a curated record
UUUUAGGGUGGUGGGGGGAGGGCGCGUCUCGGCGAGUCACGAUGAUGGCGGCCACCAGCCUGUGGUGAGCUAGCGGAUUCUCUGCUGCUCCCGCAGAGCCCCUCGCGCUUCCUACAGACCCAGUGGCUGGUAACCGGGCGCGUGAGGAAGCACGGCGGCCCGAGCUCGCGAGGAAGGCCGCAGUCGCGGAGGCAGCGGCGCGGCCGGGAGCCAGGGCUGGGGGAGAGGCCGCUCUGCAGGGCGAAUGUGACAAGCCCCCACCCCCACCGCCUUCCUCCCGAGUGCGCGAGGAGCGCGGGCGACCCCGGGGCCCCGCCAGGCCACAGACCCCGCCCAGCGGCCAGCACCCGGAGCAGGCCCGGCAGCCGAGCUGCGCGACGGCACCAUGCUGGUCACCCUGAAGACCCUCCAGCAGCAGACCUUCAAGAUCGACAUCGACCCCGACGAGACGGUGAGAGCACUGAAAGAGAAGAUUGAAUCCGAAAAGGGUAAAGAUGCCUUUCCUGUAGCAGGUCAAAAGUUAAUUUAUGCAGGCAAAAUCCUCAAUGAUGAUACUGCUCUAAAAGAAUAUAAAAUUGAUGAGAAAAACUUCGUGGUAGUUAUGGUGACAAAACCUAAAGCAGUGACAACACCAGCACCAGCUACAACUCAGCAAUCAAAUUCUGCCACCACUACCACAGUUAGUUCCUCCACAGCACCGGCUGUGACUCAGGCCCCAGCCCCUGCCCCCACUUUGGCUCCCGCUCCCGCACCUGCCUCUGUCACUCCAGCAUCAACGACAGCAUCUUCCGAACCCGCACCUGCUAGUGUAACAAAACAAGAGAAGCCUGCAGAGAGGCCCGUAGAAACACCAGUGGCCACUACCCCCACAUCGACUGACAGUACAUCAGGUGAUUCUUCUCGGUCAAACCUUUUUGAAGAUGCAACAAGUGCACUUGUGACAGGUCAGUCUUACGAGAAUAUGGUAACUGAGAUCAUGUCAAUGGGCUAUGAGCGAGAGCAAGUAAUUGCAGCCCUGAGAGCCAGUUUCAACAACCCUGACAGAGCAGUGGAGUAUCUCUUAAUGGGAAUUCCUGGAGAUAGAGAGAGCCAGGCUGUGGUUGACCCCCCUCCAGCAGCGAGCACUGGGGCUCCGCAGUCUUCAGUGGCUGCAGCUGCAGCAACCACGACAGCAACAACUACAACAGCAAGUUCUGGAGGACACCCUCUUGAAUUUUUACGGAAUCAGCCUCAGUUUCAACAGAUGAGGCAAAUUAUUCAACAGAAUCCUUCCCUGCUUCCAGCAUUGCUACAACAGAUAGGUCGAGAAAAUCCACAGUUACUUCAGCAAAUUAGCCAACAUCAGGAGCAUUUUAUUCAGAUGUUAAAUGAACCAGUUCAAGAAGCUGGUGGUCAAGGAGGAGGGGGAGGAGGUGGCAGUGGAGGAAUCGCCGAAGCUGGAAGUGGUCAUAUGAACUACAUUCAAGUAACGCCUCAGGAAAAAGAAGCUAUAGAAAGGUUAAAGGCAUUAGGAUUUCCUGAAGGACUUGUGAUACAAGCAUAUUUUGCUUGUGAGAAGAAUGAGAACUUGGCUGCCAAUUUUCUUCUACAGCAAAACUUUGAUGAAGAUUGAAAGGGACUUUUUUUUUAAUCUCACACUUCACACCAGUGCAUUACACUAACUUUGUUCACUGGAUUGUCUGGGAUGACUUGGGCUCAUAUCCACAAUACUUGGUAUAAGGUAGUAGAUUGUUGGGGGUGGGGAGGGAGGGUCUAGGAUAUAGGGCAGGGAUAAAUACAGUGCAUGUCUGCUUCAGCUAGCAGAUGCCGCAAAUCCACACAGUGUGUACAAUAUUAUACAACCAAAAAUCAGCUUUUGCAGGUCUUUAUUUCUUCUAUAAAACAGUAGUUAACUUUUCCUAGGUUUCACUCUUUUUAGUGUACUAGAUCCAGAAAUUUAGUGUAAUGCCCUGCUUUAUAUUUCUUUGACUUAACAUUGGUUUCAGAAAGAAUCUUUGCUACCUAGAAUCUACAGUCCCUAUUUUAUGGCAACACUGGAUAAUGGCUGUGUGAAAUUGGAAAAAAAAAAUGGGAGUGACUGUAAACAGAAAUGCCAAAUUAUUGAUGGUUAUUGUUGCUGCUUCAAAUAAGUAUAAAAUUAAUGUGUAAGAAAGCCCAUUCUUUCAUGAUAAAUAUUUGGGGUUGAAGGGGGGAGAUGGGGAACAUUUUCUUAAGAUGAAAAUAAUUAACUGCUAUUUUAAAUUUCUUGAUCAUUGAAUGUGAGACCCUUCUAACAUGAUUUGCAAAGCUGUACAAGUAUAGGCAGAGUUAUUUUUCUGUUUACAUUUUUUUUUUUUUUGGUUUAUUUUGGGGGGUAAAUUGGUAGCUGCCUAAUUACUGUUUACUUCAUUGUUAUAUUGCAGUAAAAAGUUAUAAAAAC